ACAAGAGACGCUGUGAUUGGACGAAGCACGACAUUGGCUCCUGCGACGUGACGUCAGCAGGAAGCCUGUCCUCCCGGUGAAGCCGCCCCGGACUCAGCCUGAACAUGGCGUCGAGAGGUACGUCAGAGACCGGUAAACUCCGGCAGAACCUGGAGGAACAGCUGGAUCGCCUAAUGCAGCAGCUCCAAGACCUGGAGGAGUGCAGGGAAGAGUUGGACGCUGACGAGUACGAGGAAACCAAGAAAGAAACUUUAGAGCAACUAAGUGAAUUCAAUGACUCUCUGAAGAAGAUUAUGUCGGGGAAUAUGACUCUGGUGGAUGAGCUGAGCGGGAUGCAGCUGGCCAUUCAAGCAGCGAUCAGCCAGGCCUUCAAGACCCCGGAGGUCAUCCGGAUGUUUGCCAAAAAGCAGCCGGGGCAGCUGAGGACGCGGUUAGGAGAGAUGGACCGGGAUUUAAUGGUCGGUAAACUUGGAAGAGACCUCUAUACUCAGCAGAAAGGGGAGAUCCUGACCGCUCUGAGAAAACUCGGAGAAAAGUUGACGCCAGAGGAGGAGGCUUUCCUCGCAGAGAAUGCGGGCGCUGCGCUCAGCCAGUUUCAGAAGGUCUCGGAAGGAUUAGGAUCGGGAGAUAAGGUUUUGGCCCUGGCAAGUCUGGAGGUGGGAAGCACAAAGAAGUGAAAACACGGGGCACACCAGACAGAACUUUCACCAUGAUUAUGUUGCUUUGUUGAGCCCAGAUGCCAUUCAUCAGUGAUUGUCAAACUUCGGUCCCCAAGCACUCCAGAAGGUCCUCUGCCAUCUGUUCUACC
Messenger RNA from Nanorana parkeri, 808 nucleotides. It is a transcript of the gene LZIC, whose product is annotated as leucine zipper and CTNNBIP1 domain containing. The coding region runs from base 105 to 677 and encodes 190 amino acids. NCBI's taxonomy places the organism in Eukaryota, Metazoa, Chordata, Amphibia, Anura, Dicroglossidae. The record is from RefSeq and is a predicted model, not a curated record. Gene Ontology annotation, molecular function: beta-catenin binding. Gene Ontology annotation, cellular component: beta-catenin destruction complex; nucleus; cytosol. The transcript has 7 exons. Gene Ontology annotation, biological process: negative regulation of Wnt signaling pathway.